CUUCCAUUGGCUGAAGUGUUUGAGAGGCGGAGCUAACAAGCAAACAAGGCCUAGAGACGAAGACGCUGUAAAGAAAACCGGAGAGACACGCUUAUAACGCACUUCCGGCGCGCUAAGGGAGAAAGAUGGCUGCGUCCCAGCAGCAGGCUUCAGCGGCAUCCUCAGCUGCUGGUGUGUCUGGCCCAGGUUCGGCUGGUGGCCCGGGUAGCCAGCAGCAGCCGCAACCACCGACACAACUGGUGGGGCCUGCCCAGAGCGGGCUUUUGCAGCAACAACAACAGGACUUCGAUCCCGUGCAACGCUAUAAGAUGCUCAUCCCUCAGCUAAAGGAGAGUCUUCAGACUUUGAUGAAGGUUGCAGCCCAGAACUUGAUUCAGAACACUAAUAUUGACAACGGACAAAAGAGCAGUGAUGGACCCAUACAGCGCUUUGACAAGUGUCUGGAGGAGUUCUACGCACUCUGUGACCAGCUGGAGCUCUGCCUGCUACCAAGCCUGACGCAGUGCAGCCUGACAGCCUACCCUACCCACAGUACCUGGCAGUCAUCAAAGCCCAGAUUGCCUGUGCCAAGGACAUUCACACCGCUCUGCUGGACUGUGCCAACAAAGUCACGGGCAAGACUCCUGCACCACCUACGGGCCCUGGGGGUGCCCUGUGAGCUGGCAGGGCUGGGAAUGGGCCAGGCUGUGGGGGAGAGGGAAAGGGAGGGAAUGAAGAGUGGCCUCAAAGCAGCCUUGUCUCUGACUUUUCUUCCCGCCUGAGUACUGGGGCGAAGCCAGCAGGGGGCAGCAGAGGCCAGCAGAGCGCGCACGGGGCGGGGCCUUGCCUCAGCUGGCUGCCUGCUCUCCCUCCAAGUGUGGACCUUGGACUGUGCCUGAUGAUGACCUGAGGGGCGCGUCCCCUACCUGGCCUGGAUGUGAAGCCCUCACUGGGCCCUCUCCCUCUAUCCUUACUUGAUUCUGUCCCAAUUUAAGCAUGAUCUCUGUGUCUGUCCUUUUUUCUACCUCGCCUGCCUGCCUUUGUGUGUCUGCUGCGUGUGUCUAUUGUCUCUCAUUCAGUCUCUUUUUGUCCCUAUGUCUGUCUCUGCUCUGUGGUCCUGUGUCUCCCUGUCGCUGACCAUCUCUCUCCCAGUCCCCCUGUGCCGCUGUGUUCUGCCCCCAGCUCCUCACUGGGACUCUGUCUGUGAAGGAGGCCAGAUUCUGGGAGCCAGAACCCCUGGGUUACCUGGAGAGGGACCUUCAUUUCCAGGGGUUACAGCCAAGCCCAGGAUCCUUAGCACCUCCCAUUUCAGCCCAGCCUCCGGUGUCCUUGGUCUAGGAAAAGGGAAGUGGAGGGGUCUAAGACCUGACUUCAGCACUACUGAUCAGGGAGCACUUCAGCCCCAACCCAUACCCGGGCCUGGGCCUGCGUCAGCAGCACCCCAACUAAGGGCAUUGUGCAAUCCGUGCUGAAGCCUGGCCCAGCUGGAUGCUUGGGUCCCUAUAUUUUUAGCCCCAAAGGAGAAGUGAAAAGGCCCCAGAAAGUGUGAAUCAUCAGUCCUGGGGAAGAACCCAGGCGCCUGAGCCCCAGCUCCUCCGGGAAGCAGGCCUUGGGGAGGGGGCUCUGGAGAGGGAGUGCCCCACCAGGCUCCCCACUUCUCUGACAGCAAGCUUCGGGGAGCUCAGCCACGGCCUUCAGGCCUGGGCAAGUGCAGGGUGGAGCUCCCAGCCCAGGCUCAGCUGGUGGGGUGUGAAAGGCUCAAGUGACUCAGGCUGGUUGGGGACUGCCCCACCCAACACCUUCUGUGCCCUGGUUCCCAUGUCACUGCCCAGAGGCCUCCUGUCCUGGCCCCCACAUCUGCAAGGAAACCCCAGAAUCAGGUAAACCUGGUGAUUCACCCAAAGCCCAAGUCCCCACACUGAAG
Rhinolophus ferrumequinum (greater horseshoe bat) is the source of this 1903-nucleotide messenger RNA. It is a transcript of the gene MED29, whose product is annotated as mediator complex subunit 29. Lineage: Eukaryota; Metazoa; Chordata; Mammalia; Chiroptera; Rhinolophidae. Gene Ontology annotation, biological process: regulation of transcription by RNA polymerase II. Gene Ontology annotation, molecular function: transcription factor binding; transcription coregulator activity. The transcript is spliced from 4 exons. The coding region runs from base 126 to 761 and encodes 211 amino acids. The record is from RefSeq and is a predicted model, not a curated record. Gene Ontology annotation, cellular component: mediator complex.